This is a messenger RNA of Daucus carota subsp. sativus, 1001 nucleotides long. RefSeq names its product thylakoid lumenal 17.4 kDa protein, chloroplastic. The record is from RefSeq and is a predicted model, not a curated record. The transcript is spliced from 4 exons. The coding region runs from base 130 to 852 and encodes 240 amino acids. NCBI's taxonomy places the organism in Eukaryota, Viridiplantae, Streptophyta, Magnoliopsida, Apiales, Apiaceae.
GUACCUGGCAGGCAAGUAAGAGAGAGAAGAUGCAUUCCCUUGGAAUGGAUAAGUGAACAGGUUGAGUUGAGAAGAGAGGCCUAGAAACAAGACAACCCCUGUUGUAUUCUUAUUUGCAGAGUUGCAAAUAUGGCAAUGCUUUCUGCUCCACUUUCUCUCAAGUUUUCAUCAUCUAGACAUUCCUUUCCUCAACCACACCGCACUCUCCUUCCUACUCGUCUAGCUUCCACUCAUCCCAUAUUCACCUGCUCUGCUAGUAGUGAUUGUUCUUCUUCAAAAGACAUCUCGUCACAAUUUAAGGAACUCAGAAAUGUUGCUUGUGGGGUUCUAGCUGUUUGGGCUAUCACAACUGCCUCGCCUGUAGAUGCUGCUGCUAAUCCGAGGCUUCCCCCUUUGUCCACAGAUCCAGAGCGUUGUGAGCGUGCAUUUGUUGGGAAUACAAUAGGUCAGGCAAAUGGGGUUUAUGACAAGGCAAUUGAUCUCCGAUUUUGUGAUUAUACAAAUGAAAAAAACAACCUCAAGGGGAAAACACUUUCAGCAGCACUUAUGUCAGGUGCCAAGUUUGAUGGUGCAGACAUGACUGAAGUUGUAAUGUCCAAGGCUUAUGCCGUUGGAGCAAGCUUUAAAGGAGUAGACUUCUCAAAUGCAGUACUGGAUCGAGUUAACUUUGGAAAAGCCAACCUCCAAGGAGUAUCAUUCAGAAACACUGUACUGUCAGGCUCAACCUUUGAUGAUGCCCAACUAGAAGAUGCAAUAUUUGAAGACACCAUUAUAGGUUACAUUGAUAUCCAGAAACUGUGCUUAAAUAAGACUAUUAGCAAUGACGGAAGAGAUGCACUGGGUUGUAGGUAAUCGUGAGGCUACCUUGUGCUUGUUAUGAAUAUACAUAGGCCGCGGUUGUGAAAUUGUUGAUGAAUUGUAUAAGAGUGAGUUUGUAUAAUGUUUAAGGUACAUACAUUGCUUGUGGAAGCUUUAUAUAUAAACAUCAGAUUUAUAUACCA